This is a messenger RNA of Cololabis saira (Pacific saury), 6318 nucleotides long. RefSeq names its product leucine rich repeat containing 8 VRAC subunit Ab (gene lrrc8ab). The transcript has 4 exons. Lineage: Eukaryota; Metazoa; Chordata; Actinopteri; Beloniformes; Belonidae. The record is from RefSeq and is a predicted model, not a curated record. Bases 331 to 2721 code for a protein of 796 amino acids. Gene Ontology annotation, molecular function: protein binding.
GCGCCGCCUCGGACGAGCUGCAGCCGGCCGGGGAGAGAGAAACAACCACGAGCAAACAUUACAGCCAACAAUAACUCAAAUAACGUGCCUUUGUGAAUGUAGCGCCCAGAACGAAAUCUCCAGGUCAAUUUGAUGGUCAUGAAAGGCCCUAAGGAUCAUGAGGACUGUUGGAUUUACAGACACUGGGAGGGCAGCCUGGGACCUCAUCGGGAGCUGAAGCACAGAUAAUAACUCCCAAAGUGGCCAGUAUUUUUCUAACUGGGUGAAGCUGGUGCUGCUACAUCAUCUAUCCAUCCAAGCGUCUGUGCUGGACAUGUUGCUAGAUAAGCCAUGAUCCCCAUCACUGAGCUGCGGUACUUUGUGGACACACAGCCAGCAUACCGCAUCCUGAAACCAUGGUGGGAUGUGUUCACCGACUACAUCUCCAUUGUCAUGCUCAUGAUUUCCGUGUUCGGGGGGACGCUGCAGAUCACCCAGGACAAGAUGAUCUGCCUUCCCUGCAAAUGGGUCGUCAAUGACACCUGCAGGAAAAAUUUCACCCCCAACUUUUCCACAUCAUUGUUCUUGGAACCCAAAGGGAUCCAGUAUGAUCUGGACCGCCACCAGUACAACUAUGUUGAUGCCGUGUGCUAUGAAAAUAGAUUGCACUGGUUUGCCAAGUAUUUCCCCUACCUAGUAUUACUACACACCCUUAUUUUUUUAGCUUGCAGCAACUUCUGGUUUAAGUUUCCUCGGACUAGUUCCAAGCUAGAGCACUUUGUAUCCAUUCUGCUGAAAUGCUUUGACUCUCCCUGGACAACGAGGGCUCUGUCGGAGACCGUGGUCGAAGAAAGUGAUCCAAAACCCAUGAAAAUGAACGGAUCCAUCAUGGACCAUAAAGAGUCUGUGAUAAGCGAGGACGUCGAAGCAAGUGUUCCAAUGCUGCAAAGGACAAAGACGCGCUUUGAGCAGGGCAUUGUGGAUAGAACAGAAACGGGAGUCUUGGACAAGAAGGAGGGCGAACAAGCAAAAGCCUUGUUUGAAAAAGUGAAAAAGUUUCGUAUUCACGUGGAAGAAGGAGACAUUGUAUACAGACUGUACAUUCGUCAGACCAUCAUCAAAGUAAUCAAGUUCAUUUUGAUAAUAUGCUACACAGGGUAUUAUGUGCACGACAUUAAAUUCAGUGUGGACUGUUCUGUAAAUAUAGAGAGCCUGACUGGCUACAGAGUUUACCGCUGCGCUCACCCGCUGGCUACACUUUUUAAAAUCCUAGCCUGCUUCUACAUAAGUCUAGUAGUGGUGUAUGGUUUGAUCUGCAUGUACACGCUCUGCUGGAUGCUGCGGCGCUCGCUAAAGAAGUACUCCUUUGAGUCGAUUCGUGAGGAGAGCAGCUACAGUGACAUCCCUGAUGUGAAGAAUGACUUUGCGUUCAUGUUGCACAUGAUAGAUCAGUAUGACCCUCUGUACUCUAAACGCUUUGCCGUGUUCCUCUCAGAGGUCAGUGAAAAUAAGCUGAGGCAGCUCAACCUCAACAACGAGUGGACGCUUGAUAAGCUCCGGCAGAGGAUCACCAAGAACUCUCAGGAGAAGUUGGAGUUGCACCUCUUCAUGUUGAGCGGCAUUCCCGAUACAGUGUUUGAUCUGAUGGAGCUGGAGGUCUUGAAACUGGAGCUCAUACCCGACGUGACUAUUCCACCCAUCAUCGCCCAGCUGGUCAACCUGCGCGAGAUGUGGCUUUAUCACACUCCAGCCAAAAUCGAAGCCCCAGCUUUGGCUUUUUUGCGUGAAAACCUGAAGUCACUGCACAUCAAGUUCACGGAUAUCAAAGAAAUCCCUUUAUGGAUCUACAGUUUGAAGAAUCUCAGUGAGCUCCAUCUGACGGGGAAUCUCAGCGCUGAAAACAACCGCUUCAUCGUCAUCGACGGGCUCCGGGAGCUCAAGAGGCUCAAAGUUCUCCGUCUGAAGAGCAAUCUCACCAAGCUACCUCAAGUGGUGACCGAUGUGGGCUUGCACCUCCAGAAGCUUUCUAUUAAUAAUGAAGGCACUAAGCUGAUGGUGCUCAACAGUCUGAAAAAGAUGGUGAACCUCACAGAACUGGAGCUCAUUCGCUGCGAUCUGGAGCGCAUACCGCAUUCAAUCUUCAGUCUGCACAACCUGCAGGAGAUCGAUCUGAAGGACAACAACCUGAAGACUAUUGAGGAGAUCAUCAGCUUCCAGCACCUUCACCGGCUAGUCUGCCUGAAGCUCUGGUACAACCAGAUCGCCUAUAUUCCUAUUCAGAUUGGCACUCUGACCAACCUGGAAAAGUUGUAUCUAAACAGAAACAAGAUUGAGAAGAUUCCCAGUCAGUUGUUUUACUGCCGCAAGCUGCGCAUCUUAGACUUGAGCCACAACAACCUCACUUACAUUCCAACUGACAUCGGUUUCCUCUAUAAUCUUCAGUACCUGGCGGUGACGGCCAAUAGGAUCGAGAGCCUGCCGAACGAGCUCUUCCAGUGCAAGAAGCUUCGCACUUUAAACUUGGGGAACAAUUGCUUGCAGUCUCUGCCGUCCCGUUUCGGAGAGCUGACUGCACUGACGCAGCUAGAGCUGCGGGGAAACCGGCUGGAGUGUCUGCCCGUGGAGCUGGGCGAGUGCCGGCAGCUGAAGAGAACUGGCCUGGUGGUCGAGGAGGACCUGUUCAACACGCUGCCCACCGAGGUCAAGGAGCAGCUGUGGAAAGCUGAUAAAGAACAGGCUUGAACAGGCGUGUGAGUAAAACAGAAGCUGACAAGCUGGUCAGGACACUGGAAGUACGUUCAUGCUGUCCCCGAGUGGAACCUGGAGCAGGACUCGGCCUUGCUGCAGGGCAGCGCCAGCAAGGCUGGGCAACAUGAACCCAAAGGCUGACUCUGCAGGCCGCUGGUUGUUUUUUUUUUAAUUAAUUUACAAAUGACAUCUCAGGCCUUUACAUCAGAACCCAGUAAUCUCGUUUUUUUUUUGGCAAUAAUGUAGCGGUGCCAUUGGGAUCCGGAUCAUGUGUUUACAAUUUAAUCUGCAGUUAGGCUCCUGUUUUAUCAAGAUUUUAUCGCAAAAAGCACCCGGCAUAUAUUGAUGUCAGAUUACAAAAUUCACACUAAAAGCCCAGGUUACAUAACUCUGAUUACAUCAAUCAAGAAAUACAAAAUCAGAAAACGGGGAGUCCUCGAGAGUGUAAUUAUUCUAGCUAACAAUUAAUUAAUUAUGACAUCCAGCUGGUAAUCUUCUAGCUCUUUACGGCACCACUGCAUCGGUGAGAAUGUUCUUAUCAGUUCUUCAUCAAUCAUUUGAUGCAUGGAUGGUAUCAAGGAUGUUCUCACAUGCUGAGCUAAAAGGGUUACCAAGGUUACAAAUGCAAAUGUGGUGGAGAUGGAGGAGUUGCUGAAUCGUUGCAGCGAUCUUACUUGUGAUCUUCGAGUGCGUGAUCCUGAGAUCAUCCGUGAGAAGCAAUUGUCACUCAUUUCUUGUACAUUAGUAAACUAUCUCUUCAGAAUACCUCACAGCGAGAACUCUGUUUGGUUUGAAUUGAUGGCCUUUACUGUUUUUAUGCGAUUGUACUCGCGUGCACGGAGCAAAACAAACAAAUCUGAGGCGAGAGAUGAGGAGGCUUUAAAUAAGAUCAGUCGUGAAAGUUAAUUUGAUGUUUAUACACAGUAACGCUGCGAUGGCAACAGCAUGAAAGCCGCUUAAUAUUGAUAAAAUGUCUGAAACAAAUGUUGAUGGUUUUGUGAAAUGCUUGAUGUGCUUAUUAGACGGGGAACCCUGUGUGUGUCUGGGUUACUGAGCGUCGUUGGCAACAAAUCACACACCCGCAAAUGAGUUUUCUGAGCCUCUGGCCUCAUGCUAGUUUAUUAUGACGCUGUAAUGAUGCGUCAACCUUGUUACUAUGUUCUGUUUUAACCUCGAUGAAUGGCGUUACAGGAAUCCCCUGCUCCGAGCAGAUGGCACCCCAUCUCCAAGAGUUAUUUUAAAUCUAAAAUAAUUAUGUUUAAAGUGAUAAAUAUUAGACUCGGUGAAAUGAGAUUAUGUACAUUUGAACUUUUGUUUUCUUCCGUAGAUAGCAAUUUGAGAUCAUGCGCUCACAAAAACAAGCUAUAUCUCUUUUUUUUGCUUUUUUUUUUUUUUUACAUAAAAAGGGAAAGUAAAUGUUAAGAAUAGAUUUUUGUUUUACAGACGAGAUGAGAGUUUUAUGAUUUUUUGAAAGGAUUUUCAGAUUUGUCGCCUUAACGUUUGUCUUCUCCCGUCAUCAUCGUGGAUUAUGCGUUUCACCCUCGUGGUUGCGUCUUCAGAGGUGAACAUCUCCACAGUCGUGUGUUGAUACCGUCGUCGUCCUUCAGCGUCCAAGCCGCCACGAAGCCUCAGCCGUCUGUGGGCCCGGCAGGACGCGCUUGCCGUCUGUCACGUCGCCGUGACUGAUCACCACCUGAACAUAGGUCAGCCGAGGCUGCCGUCAGCAGUCUCAAAGGGAUGGAUCUGGCGUCUCUUUGCUUUCCUAACUACAGUGCGUUUGAGGUGUUAAUUUUAUUUGUACAUAAACCACAGAGUGUAGGGUUAACUCUGCUAGUUUUGUAAUGUACUGCUGAUUUAGAAAAAAAGAAAGAAGAGAAAACGUGGGUUUGGGUGUGCUGUUCAUUGUUUUGAAAAUGCUCAGAAUUAAGUGUGUGUGCGUGUGUGAGAGAGAGAGAGAUUUCAACCCUUGUUUUUAUUUUUGUAGUCGAUGCUUAGCAGUGUUUUAUACUUUAAUCUUUGAAUUCUGACUAGAAGCGGGCUCUAAAUUCACACCUGCGAGGCAGUAAAAAUGUUUGAAUUAAAGCCUCAUUAGAUGUUUAUUUUUCUUUCUUUUCCUUUUAAAUUUUGUUUAUUUGUAGAGAAGCGUUUUCGUGGUUGUUUGCACUGGGGAAACUUCUCUGGACCGUUCUUUUUUUUUUUUUUUUUUUUUUAUAACUGAGCAAAGUGUUGCUAUUGAUGUGGAAUAAACUGAUGCUUGGCCCUGAGGAAAUGCAACACAUGAGAGGGUUUUUGUGUUUACCCUGAUUUAAAAAUUUAAAAAGAAAUCUAUUUUUCUUUUCCUACAGACCCAAACAUCAGAAAACAUGGAUAGAAGCAAUAAACAGUGUCAUUAUUUGACUGAAGAAUACAGAAGUAUUGUAAGCUAGGGGCAUCUGUUUCAGUAACAUGCCUCAACUAUGCUGCACAGUGCAAUAAAUGCUUUCAUUUAAGCUACACGAUUUCCUUUGUGAAUUGGCAUUACUUUUUCCCCAUUUGCUUGUUUUACUACUGUAAUCGUGAGAAUUUCAAUAGAGGAAAUGAUCCUAGAAACUGCUUUUGCACUACGGCACCUUUCCCAGAAGUUCCACUUAGGCUAAAGCAAAUAUUCCCCCCCCUGAUGGAUGCACAGUGCGUUUUUGUAUAUUUUUUCCCGUAUGGCAGCUGAGUGACCGCAAGCCACAAGACCAAACGCGUAUCUGCUCAGUAAUGAAUUGUUUUAUACCUUUAAGUGACACCUGGUGAGUUUUGAAUUGCACAGAGAAUAUGACAGCAAUACGUGUCACAUUCAGACAAUCAACGUUUUGUGAGUUUUUCCUUCACGACUCCAGAAAAAUAUUAGCUGUGGCGAAGCAGAAUAUAAAAUGUGUGGGUUGCAAGUAAAGUGUUAGUAUAUUGUGUAGGUUUUGUCACAGGCUUGUUAAACUCAUUUUUUUCUGUAUUUUCCCUUCUUUUCAAUAUUUAACUUUAUUUCUGCCGUGACAGCUAUAAGUAUUAUAGUACAACUGAAUUUCUCAGGAAACCAGUUAAUACUCACCUUUUUUUUGAGUUUAUUGCCUACUUUUUUAUGACACCUGUUCUUUGUAUUAAUUUAAACAGCUGUGAUGACAUUUUAUAUACAUUUAUACAUAUUAUUUUUUAGUUUUAAUAUUGAAGCUGGGUGUUUGAAUCUUGAACAGGAUGAGCCGUGUUUUUAAAGAUAAACCACCCGGUUUGAUGCCGGUUCUGUAUUUCAACCGUGAUCAUGUAUAAAUUGAUCCGUAUCGUCCUUGUGAACCACGUAGGUCAAGUGUGUGAGUGUGUGUUUGUAUGACGGGGCGUCCUCACCUCUUUCUUCCAGGUUUGUUCUGUCGUCUUAAAAGUCAUCAUUCUGGGUACAAAUUCAGUUAAAGUCAUGAGGGAUUCACAUUUUUCUUUUUGUGCUGUGUUUUUUUGCCAAAAUUAAAUGGACAACAGCGUAAUUGAUGCAGCCGUGUUUCAGUAUUCUGUUUGAACAUGUCUCGUCCUCUUGUGCACCAUCCACCGGAGAAAAUAAAAUAAAUCAUGUUGACCAAA